AUACGCAUGCUCCUGUAGCUCGCUGUACAGUGCGUGGUUCUGUGCUUUUCCUCCCACACCAUAGAGAGGAAGAGCUGGAGUGGCCUGGCAGUUUAUCAGCGGACGGUACCAUAGAGAAGUCGUUACGUAGGAGCCAAGUCUAGAGAAACGUCUGUGCGGCCUGGUGCCCGGCAGUUCAGGACAGAGCACGGGAGGUGUGAAACCCUCCCUCUGUCCAGGACAAGCCUUUCCUACUUUUGUCUUUACAAAUCACCCCGAAAUUGCCAGAUAUUCCACCAAAAUGCCAGCUGCCGUGGUCGACAACAGUCAAGUGAUCUGUGAGGUUUGGGCCAUUAACCUGGAGGAGGAAAUGCGUAAGAUAAGAGAGCUUGUCCGCACCUAUGGAUACAUUGCAAUGGACACAGAGUUUCCUGGUGUGGUUGUGAGGCCGAUCGGGGAGUUUCGAAGCACUAUAGAUUAUCAGUACCAGCUCCUGCGCUGCAAUGUAGAUUUACUAAAGAUUAUACAGCUAGGUCUCACAUUCAUGAAUGAGAAAGGGGAGUACCCACCUGGAACCAACACGUGGCAGUUUAACUUCAAAUUUAACCUCACGGAAGAUAUGUAUUCUCAGGACUCCAUUGAUCUGCUGGCUAAUUCCGGCCUUCAGUUCCAGAAGCAUGAAGAUGAAGGUAUCGACACUCUGACUUUUGCAGAGUUACUCAUGACCUCUGGAGUGGUUCUGUGUGAUAAUGUGAAGUGGCUGUCAUUCCACAGUGGCUAUGACUUUGGAUACAUGGUGAAGCUUCUAACAGACUCUCGGCUUCCAGAAGAGGAACAUGAAUUUUUCCAUAUAUUGAAUCUUUUCUUCCCAUCCAUUUAUGAUGUCAAAUAUUUAAUGAAGAGCUGCAAAAAUCUCAAGGGUGGUCUUCAAGAGGUGGCCGAUCAGCUAGAUCUGCAGAGGAUCGGUCGACAGCAUCAAGCAGGGUCUGACUCUCUUCUAACCGGCAUGGCAUUCUUCCGUAUGAAAGAACUAUUUUUUGAGGACCAUAUUGAUGAUGCCAAGUACUGUGGACGCCUGUAUGGACUGGGGACAGGAGUGGCCCCCAAGUCGAACGAGGAGGCAGAGGAGAAAAUAAGCAUCAUGUCUCUCAUAAACAAUGGACAGCAAUGAGAUGCCUAGCACUUGGCUUCCUAUCUCCUGAGAAUGAGCUACAUCAUCUUCCUAUAUUCUCCAUGUCUUGCAGAGAUCUUUUUGGCUCAUAGCUUCCACAUAGCAAUGUUCAGAGCCAGCUGUACAGUAAACGGCUGUAGAGAUGCCUAUGUAUACAAUUAUUGUGCCAGAUAUGUCACAUUUUCAUUCUUUUAAAACUUUUAUUCAAGACGUCAGCAUCUUACAAAAAAAAUAAAUGCAAACGUAGUAAUCCUCAAAAACGACCACUUCUCCACACGUGACCAAAUUUGUGGGCUGUGGCUUAUACGGACACCUUAACCCUUUGCUCAUCCUUCUGCAGUUGCAGACACUUUCUUUGCUUUUAGUGUGGGUGGUUUAACUGCAGCAUUGUGAGAAUCUCUUUGACCAGGUCAGUGUUUGUCCUCAUUGCUUCCAUUUCUGCAAAGCUUAAGCACCUUUAAAGAGGAUCCCCUCUGUCUCUUCUGUCCUGGCAGGGGAAUGUAGCCAUUGACUCUUCAUUGGUUAUGCAUUCCUGUGCAGUUCCAGCUGCUUCAGCUUAGUUGUGGUAUUGUGGCAUAUGUCAAUUGCUAUGAUAUUCACUAUUCAGGUAUGUUAAUAGCUGCAUUGGACAUUGCAGUGAAUAUCCAACUGCAUUUUUUUUGCCUGCACGCCCCAAAAAAGACUGCAGAAGAACCCAAUUAAUAUUCUCUUAACGUAACAAAUAUGGCCUUCACAAGAAAAUUCCAAGAGCAGGGGCGGUCUGCAGAAGGUAAAUCUAAUAUUCUAAAUGUGAUGCUGUUCUCUUGGUCCAAUUGACAAUCUCCAGACUGUGUUCAGAUAAUUAGAUUAUCGAUAAAAUUGGAUAUUUUCCUAAAAUACUCGACCUCAAACUUCAAUUUCUGUGCAUUAAUGGAGACAUAAGCAAAGGUAUGGGUCUUACUAACUUGGAUAUUAGCAUGCAAAUUUGAUUUGAGACACAUUACAGUGAAACACCAACUUCACAACCAUUUUUUAUUGCUUCAGUGCAUUUAAAAUGAGGAAAAAAAAAAAAGUCUUAAGCCUCAUUCACACGUCAGUGUUCGGUCAGUGAUUUUCAUCAAUGAUUUUGAGCCAAAACCAGGUGCGGCUCUAAACUGAGAACAGGUGCAGAUGCAGAUCUUUCCCUUAUACCUUAUGUCUGUGGAGGCUCCACUUCUGGUUUUGGCUCGAAAUCACUGAUGGAAAUCACUGACCAAACACUGAUGUAUGACUGAGGAACUAACUGAAAUCUUAUACCACUUCAAUGCAGGACUGUGAUUCCAAGGUAACAGAAACAGUGUAGCUGAUUCUUCUAAUUGCCAUCAGUCUGUAUCCUAUGUGUUGCUUAUCUACAAAAUGUAUGUUAGUGAAAUGGAGAUGUUUAAAAGAGUAUAUUACUGCAGGAUCAGACUACAAAGGGUUUGUUUGUUGUCUGUUACCAUGGAGACACAAGUCUGCAUAGGAGGUGCAGACACAACAUUAACAUUAAGGCCAUUUGCAAAGUUACUUCUUUCAUUUUAGGUGUUCUGGUACAAUAAAAAAAUGAUUGCAAAGUUGGACCUUUGGUAAAAGCUUAUGAUACCUGCCCUUUUAAUAGUGAAGGUGACCAUGUGGGGUCAAACCAGUGUGCAUUAUCAUCUUUGCUGUGCUUCGUUGGAGUCACAGGUAAUGUAAUGUGUCUGCGAUGUCAGCAGUUACCUGGGAAUUUUCUUUUUCUGUUUUUUGGUUACGGAUAUUAAAUCAGCUGACAAAAUGGCGGCCUGUUAUGUGUUCACAUUUGCACACAGUCUCUGUACAAGAAACCAAGUAUAUAACCUUCAAUAAAAAGAUUCUGACUUGCUGAAUGAAGUGUAAAUAACAUUCACUUAAAAAAAAAAAAAAAAGGCAUAAAAUGCAUUGUAAUUUAGUAUUUCUACUGUGCGUCUAGAAUACCCGAAGCAAAUGUUUUAUUUUUAUUAAUGGCGAGUUCCAAGCCUAGAUGCUUUGGUCUCCUCCCGCCAUUUUAUGCCCUAGGGAAAAAAAAAGCCUCCAACCUUUUUAAUGUGGAAUGUAUCCUUUAUUAUUUUUUUUAUGAAUGUGUAUAUGGAGUCCUGACAUGAGAGCAAACACUGCCCUGUUACUUAUGUCCCUGUAAAAUAAAAAUAUAUAAUAAAUAACUGAAAGCAUUGGAAAAAAAAAAAACACGGGUUUCCUGUAAGUCUUGCAGUUUUACCCCAGCAGGUUUUGUAAUCUGUCUCAAUUGAUGUAAGCUGGAGUUUAAGACGCUUGUAAAUAUUAUUUAUGUUUUUAAAUUUGUAAAAUAAAGAUGUUUCAUUUUG
Bufo gargarizans (Asiatic toad) is the source of this 3486-nucleotide messenger RNA. RefSeq names its product CCR4-NOT transcription complex subunit 8 (gene CNOT8). Bases 281 to 1150 code for a protein of 289 amino acids. NCBI's taxonomy places the organism in Eukaryota, Metazoa, Chordata, Amphibia, Anura, Bufonidae. The transcript is spliced from 7 exons. Gene Ontology annotation, cellular component: P-body; CCR4-NOT complex; CCR4-NOT core complex. The record is from RefSeq and is a predicted model, not a curated record. Gene Ontology annotation, molecular function: poly(A)-specific ribonuclease activity; nucleic acid binding.